This is a messenger RNA of Thalassophryne amazonica, 2584 nucleotides long. It is a transcript of the gene ampd3b, whose product is annotated as adenosine monophosphate deaminase 3b. Gene Ontology annotation, biological process: IMP salvage; AMP metabolic process. The record is from RefSeq and is a predicted model, not a curated record. Gene Ontology annotation, cellular component: cytosol. Gene Ontology annotation, molecular function: AMP deaminase activity. The coding region runs from base 225 to 2564 and encodes 779 amino acids. The transcript has 16 exons. NCBI's taxonomy places the organism in Eukaryota, Metazoa, Chordata, Actinopteri, Batrachoidiformes, Batrachoididae.
UCCUCUGAUGCGUUUGAGCAACAGCCGUGCAGGUCACUUCCUGAAACCUAUUUUUUAAGCUGAUGCAUUUUGUCAGAGUGGCUGUGGAAGCGUAGAGCAGCUGUGUGCAGACAGGAAGGAGACCGAUCUGACAGGUUUGCCUUUUCUCCUGCAACACUUCACAUGUAACAAUCCAGAGAGGAGGUGACUCUAUACAACCCGGCAACUGGUCAGCAGAGGACAACAUGAGGAGAAGAGACACACCGCUUUGUAAGCAGCAGUCCAUCCCUUGUUUCUUGAAAGAGAUGCCACGGCAGUUCCCAACAAUAUCGUUGACAGAGGCUGAUGAGAAAGUUUGUCUGAUAGCUGAGAAGGUAUAUGCCUCAGCCCUGAAGGAGGAAGACACAAAAGAUGCUUUGGCGAUGUUCAGUGUGCCGGAAGACUGUCCCAUCGGUCUGCAUGAGGACAGGGAGCGGGCCCUGCAAAGGGAGCUGGCUGAGGAGUUCUCUGAGGAGUCUGCUAAGAGGAAGAGGAGUUUUAGGAUGAAGCGGUCACAGACGAUCUGUUUGCAGUUACAAGACAUUGUAGAUGGAGCGCCUUCUGCAGUUUCAUCAAUCAACUUGCCAUCCACACCAGAACCCUUUUCUGCACUUCCAGACAACAUUCCAGAGUUCCAGAGAGUUACUAUUAGUGGAGAUUAUUGUACAGGGAUCACAGUUGACGAUCAUGAAGCGACUGCUGAGAGUCUUCUGAAAGCUCUGUUCAUUAGAGAAACAUAUUCCAAACUGGCCUAUCACCGAUUUCCGAGGACCACUGCCCGGUUCCUCUGCAGUGCCAGAAAUGUAGAAUGGAGGGAGGAGGAUGAGAUCUUGCCAGAGAUUUUUCCUUGUCCUCGGGAAGGGGAGAAUCCAUAUUCUAUGGAAGGAAUUCCUGAAGACCUGAACUAUGAGCUGCAGAUGAAGAAUGGGAUUGUCCAUGUUUAUGACAAUAUCUCAGCACUGAAACAACAGCAGCCCCACAACGUGCCGUACCCUGACCUCGAGACCUUUGCCAUAGACAUGAGCCACGUGCUUGCUAUGAUAGCCCACGGGCCAACGAAAAGCUACUGCCACAGACGUCUAAAUUUCUUGGCCUCAAAGUUUGAACUUCACGAGAUGCUGAAUGAAAUGGCAGAGCUCAAAGAGCUCAAAUGUGUCCCGCACAGAGACUUUUACAACGUCAGAAAGGUGGACACACACAUCCAUGCCGCCGCCUGCAUGAACCAUAAGCAUCUACUGAAGUUCAUCAAGACCACGUACCAGACAGAGGCAGAUCGCGUGGUGCUGGAGAAGGGCGGUCAGAAGUUGACCCUCAAACAGGUUUUUGAGAACCUCCAGAAGGACCCCUACGACCUCACUGUGGACUCACUGGAUGUGCACGCUGGAAGACAAACAUUUCAUCGUUUUGACAAGUUCAACUCCAAAUACAAUCCUGUGGGAGCCAGUGAACUCAGAGAAAUCUACUUGAAAACAGACAACUACAUCAAAGGCGAAUACUUUGCACGCCUCAUCAAGGAAGUGGCUCAUGAGCUGGAGGAGAGUAAGUACCAGUAUACUGAGCCUCGUCUGUCAAUCUAUGGCCGCUCUCCCAGCGAGUGGGAAAGUCUCGCGACCUGGUUUAUCGAACAACAGGUCCACUCACCCAACAUGAGAUGGAUAAUUCAAAUUCCCAGAAUCUAUGACAUUUUCAAAUUGAAGAAAAUACUACCAAACUUUGAUAAGAUGCUGGAGAACAUUUUCCUGCCCCUCUUUGAGGCUACAGUCAACCCGCAAAAAAACAAAGCAAUACAUGUGUUCUUAAAAUAUGUGACAGGUUUUGACAGCGUGGAUGAUGAAUCCAAACACAGCAACCACAUGUUCUCUUACAAAAGCCCCAAACCUGAUGGGUGGACAUCAGACGAGAACCCUCCCUACAGCUAUUAUCUUUUCUACAUGUAUGCCAACAUCAUGGUGCUCAACAACCUUCGAAAGGAGCGAGGAUUUAACACUUUCCAGUUCCGUCCUCACUGUGGUGAAGCCGGCUCCAUCACCCACCUGGUCUCUGCUUUCCUCACAGCAGACAACAUCUCUCAUGGCCUCAAUCUCAAGAAGAGUCCAGUGUUGCAGUACUUGUACUACCUGGCACAGGUCCCCAUCGCCAUGUCCCCACUGAGCAACAACAGCCUGUUCCUGGAGUACUCCAAAAACCCACUGCGGGAGUUUCUCCAUAAAGGCCUGUGUGUGUCUCUCUCCACUGAUGAUCCCAUGCAGUUCCACUACACCAAGGAAGCUUUAAUGGAGGAAUAUGCAAUUGCAGCCCAGUUAUGGAAGCUGAGCACGUGUGAUCUGUGUGAGAUCGCCAGGAACAGCGUGCUGCAGAGCGGACUCUCACACCAGGAGAAGAAACACUUCAUUGGUUCCAAUUACCUGCAGGAUGGCCCAGAAGGCAACGACAUCAGCAGGACGAAUGUAGCACAAAUCCGUAUAGCUUUCCGCCACGAGGCGCUGUGCAAUGAGCUCAGCUUUCUCGUGGAUGCGAUGAAGACAGACGUUAGCACCGCUGAAUAGGAGUGAUGCAAGUUUUCUCA